GUUUUUACGACCAAGUGAACUGCACUUUGCUCUUGAACACACACGUCGUAAGGUUGUGGACUCUGUGAUACUAUGUUGGUGUUCCUAUAAACAAAAAGUAAAUACAAUUUCAAAUUGUUCAACGAUACCAAACUUGAGCAUUACAACGCGUAAUCGUUGUAAGGAUCCAGAUUGGGGGAUAGCUGCCUUACGCAACCAUAUACCUCCUUUGGUAAUACUUUGUGGAAAUCCUUGAUUGAACGUUGAAUACCUUUACUACGUUACAAGAUGGGAGGCGAACAAUCUUCCCUAAGUAAAGUAUGGUCUGCUGUGAGCUGGUGGCUACCUGGAUGGGAAGAUGACCUGGAAAAAGAUAAAAUUGGUUUAACAUCACGUCAAAGAAAAUCUGUUGUUCAAAUGUGGACAGAAGUUAAUAAGAAUAAAAUUUACAUCGGAUGUCAAAUAUUUGUAAAGCUAUUUAUUAAAUAUCCAGAGACGAGGCAAAUGUUUCCCUCUCUUCGUAAAUUAACUUUCGAUGAGACCUUCGCAAAAAGUCCAAAAUUACGUGCACAUUCGGGACGAUUUAUGGGAUUGCUGUCAACGUGUAUUGAGAACAUUAAUGAGCCCGAAAUGUUCGAACAGCUCUUAAUCGGUCUAGCUACAUCUCACCAUCGAUUUAAGGUUAAAACAACCGACUUCCAGGCUCUUGGUCCAUUAAUUGAUGAUGCGUUUGAGGAGUCUCUUGGUGGAGAAUUUUCAAAAGAAAGAAGAAUAGCCUGGAACAUAUUUGCCGAGUACAUGUUUAAUAUAAUAAAUACUGAACUACUAGCAAUCGAGAGCCAACACGAGGAAAUGUGAUAUACAGUUUAUAUUAUGUGUUUGAGUAUCGAGGUAGGUUUAUACCGACCACGUGCUCCAUGGAGAAACCGUAUUAAACAUUAAAUAUAUUGUAGGCAUUCACGGCUGUCUAGUUACUGUGUAGUUGUAGGCCUAUGGAUCGUCUUACUAAGUAUAUUUUAUAUGAUGUGGGAGGCCUAGUAUAAAUAUGUAUAUUUCAACCAACUAUGUUUCAUAUCAUGUUUUAAUUUGCUUGAUACUGGUUGGCGUGUGGGCCCAGAUACUACCGGCAAACCAACGACGAUUAAUUAUUUUAAAGAAUCAUAUAUUUAAUCGAUGAAUUUUAGAGGUUAGAGAUUAAAGCUAUACCACCAGGGGACCUUAAUGAUUUUAAUAAUGUUUGAAAUUCCUGCCUAUAUACAACACUGAUAAUAAAUAAUAAUAAUAAAAUUUAAUGAUAUACUCAAACUUUUGUCUUUUGUACUUGCCUGCUACCGUCACAGUGGACUCCAAAAAUAUGCCGACAGGUCUGUCCAACAUUUCCCUUGACCCGGCGCCGCCGCCACUGGCUUAAGUACCUGUGUUUUUGCUCAUUUCAAGCAUUUUCUUGACCCCUAUUGUGAUAAACCUGUUUCAUUUUAGAAUUUCCUACUGCUGUACUUUUAAAGCAUUUUUCCUGAGUGCGAAUUAUGACAGUUCUACUCACGAACUUGCUGCAGUACUGUUUCUUUGCCCAUUUUAAGUAUUUUUCAUCUGAUUAAUAGCCUAUUCACAAACAUGUUUGUCUUUUGUUAUUCACUGCUACAGUACCGUACCAUUUCUCAUAAUUUUUGCUCGUUUUAAGCAUUUUUUACUCUAAUUGAUAGCCUACUCACAAACAUGUUUGUCUUUUGUUAUUUUCUGCGGCAGUACGGUACCGUUCCUUAUAUUUUUGCUCCUUUUAAGCAUUUUUUUACUCUAAUUGAUAGCCUAUUCACAAACUUGUUUGUGUUUUGUAAUUCUCUGCUGUAGUACAUCUUUUUUUUUUUUGCUUAUUUUAAGUAUUUUCUUGACUCAUAAAUUCAUGUGCUGACUAUCAACUAUCUCAGAAACAACCUUUUGUUUGAUUUAAAUUAUUUCCACAGAUCUUCAUUCAAGCUUCAUUUUACAUGUUAGUUUCAUCUUCAAUUUUACCAUUACUUAAUUGAUACUCCAAUGUAACUUUACUUAAUUCCUACAUUUUAAUACAAAGUUUUACAUUAUUAAUGAUUUGAAUUUUUUUGACAAAUGAUCUAUAUUUUAUCUUUAUUGUUGAUAAUUGUGAUAUUUUUAAUAUCUAGGGGAACCACUCGAUAGUUGGUUUAGUUCGCUUUUUUGGUUUUCCUCUCUUGUUGUUUCUCAUUGCGUCUGUUUGUUCUUCCUUUUUGAAUAUUUUUGAGAGAAAUAAAUGAAAUGAAAUUAA
Messenger RNA from Anneissia japonica, 2257 nucleotides. Its product is annotated as cytoglobin-like. The record is from RefSeq and is a predicted model, not a curated record. Gene Ontology annotation, biological process: oxygen transport. Gene Ontology annotation, molecular function: heme binding; oxygen binding; iron ion binding. Bases 268 to 837 code for a protein of 189 amino acids. The transcript is spliced from 5 exons. Lineage: Eukaryota; Metazoa; Echinodermata; Crinoidea; Comatulida; Comatulidae.